ACAACAGACGUCAACCAACCAACCAACCACACUAGACAGCAAAACCCCAUCCGUUUCCGUUCCUUUUCCGUUAUAACGUCGCCGUCAUCUUCCCUAAAACACUCUUCUUCUUCACUCCCAAACAACUUCACUUUACACAUUCAAAUCGCCAUUUCAAUCCACUUUCUGCUAAUUUCAACCGCCAAAACGAUCGAUUUGAUCGAUUACACAUGUCGCUUGCAGGAUUACAAGAUCAUUUGAAGUUAGCGAGAGAAUAUGCGGUUGAAGGACUGUAUGAUACCUCCGUGAUCUUCUUCGAUGGCGCAAUCGCUCAAAUUAAUAAGUACUUGAGCACCCUUGAUGAUCCACUAGUUCGUUCAAAGUGGAUGAACGUAAAGAAAGCUCUCUCAGAGGAAACAGAAGUUGUAAAGCAAUUAGACACCGAAAAGCGGUCUUUUAAAGAUGGUUCAAUGGGCAGAAGACCGUCUUCACCUCCUAUAUCAACCAACAAAUCAUCAUUUGUUUUCGAACCGUUGGAUGAAUACCCAACUUCGUCUGGCGCUCCAUUCGACGAUCCAGAUGUGUGGAGACCCCCAAGCCGAGAUAAUUCAACUAGAAGAUCUGCAAGAGUUGGAGUAGGGGGUUCAAAGAAGUCACCACAAGAUGGAGCUUGGGCUCGCGGUUCUACUACUAGAGGUGGAGCCACGGCCCGUGGAGGAAAAGCCGGUGGUUCUAGUAGGGUUAACACUGGGGCCCGAGCGUCAACGAAUGGGAAAAAAGGCACUAGUUCGGGGAAAACGAACUCUUCCAAGGAUGAUUCAGGGAACGGAGGUUCUGAAGAACACACAUCAAAACGUGGGGAGUACGACGGGCCCGAUCAUGACUUGGCUGCAAUGCUUGAAAGAGAUGUCUUAGAAAACACUCCUGGAGUAAGAUUUGAUGAUGUGGCAGGGCUGACUGAAGCAAAAAGACUUUUAGAAGAAGCUGUGGUUCUACCUUUGUUGAUGCCUGAAUACUUCCAGGGAAUUAGGAGACCAUGGAAAGGUGUUCUUAUGUUUGGUCCACCUGGUACCGGGAAAACAUUACUGGCUAAAGCUGUUGCCACAGAGUGUGGGACCACCUUUUUCAAUGUUUCUUCUGCCACCUUGGCUUCCAAAUGGCGCGGAGAAAGUGAACGCAUGGUUCGAUGCUUGUUUGACCUGGCCCGCGCUUAUGCUCCAAGCACAAUAUUCAUUGAUGAGAUUGAUUCUCUUUGCACUUCUCGUGGAGCUUCAGGGGAACACGAGUCUUCAAGAAGGGUUAAAUCCGAACUUCUAGUUCAGGUUGAUGGUGCAAACAGCUCGGGGACUAAUGAAGACGGUAGCCGUAAAAUAGUGAUGGUUUUAGCGGCCACAAAUUUUCCGUGGGAUAUAGAUGAAGCCCUAAGGCGGCGUUUGGAAAAACGUAUAUAUAUUCCUCUGCCAAAUUUCGAGAGCAGAAUGGAGCUUAUAAAGAUCAAUCUGAAGACUGUUGAGGUAGCUCCUGACGUGGACAUCAGUGUUGUAGCACGCCGAACAGAAGGAUACAGUGGUGAUGAUUUAACAAAUGUAUGCCGUGAUGCAUCGUUAAACGGCAUGCGUCGUAAAAUAGCAGGAAAAACACGUGAAGAAAUUAAAAACAUACCUAAAGAUGAAAUUGCAAAAGACCCAAUCGCCAUGUGUGACUUUGAAGAAGCCAUCAAAAGAGUCCAACCCAGUGUUUCUGCCGCCGAUAUUGAACGUCAUGAAAAAUGGUUUCAAGAAUUUGGAUCCGCAUAGGAAUUACGGUAAAUGGGGAUGCCAGUUGUGUUUGUUUUAUUUAACCAUGAGAACCCGUAAAAAAAACUUAUUGUACUUCACAAAUACCCUGCUAACCAAUGUGAUCAGUUUACGCUGAGAACAGGGGAGGAGCUUAGAGGAGGCCGGACCGGGCCUCGGCCCGUGCGGUUUUUUCGCCUAGUAGUGUUAAAUUUCAGGUUUUCGAGAAUUUUUUUAAAUGUGUAUUGGUUUGGCCCAGGCUCAUUUUAUCUUUCAAAAAACCUCGGCCCAUGCUGAGUUUUAGGUCAAGAUCCGCCACUGGCUGAGAAGGUGGCCUUCAAAUUCUUAGGCAAGAAAAGAGUUGUGUGUUAUGUUAAUUUGUGUUUGUUUUGGAAUCUUGGACUGCUAUAAUGUAAUGAUUCUUGUGAAAUUAAUUAAUCACAAAAGUUAAAGAUCA
Helianthus annuus (common sunflower) is the source of this 2211-nucleotide messenger RNA. Its product is annotated as katanin p60 ATPase-containing subunit A1. The transcript is spliced from 8 exons. Gene Ontology annotation, cellular component: microtubule cytoskeleton. Gene Ontology annotation, molecular function: ATP hydrolysis activity; ATP binding; microtubule severing ATPase activity. The coding region runs from base 210 to 1775 and encodes 521 amino acids. Gene Ontology annotation, biological process: microtubule severing. NCBI's taxonomy places the organism in Eukaryota, Viridiplantae, Streptophyta, Magnoliopsida, Asterales, Asteraceae. The record is from RefSeq and is a predicted model, not a curated record.